This is a messenger RNA of Glycine soja, 992 nucleotides long. Its product is annotated as RING-H2 finger protein ATL70-like. Lineage: Eukaryota; Viridiplantae; Streptophyta; Magnoliopsida; Fabales; Fabaceae. Bases 243 to 749 code for a protein of 168 amino acids. The record is from RefSeq and is a predicted model, not a curated record. The transcript has a single exon.
CCAAAUACAAGUCUUUCCUUGAUUCAAACGUAACUCUCAAUUUCUUAGCCCCCUUCCCUUCCUUUCCCUCGUUGACUUUGUAACAUAAUAUCUUUCAGUAGCCAAAAAAACAACCAAUACUUCAUUCCUAGGGAAUCUCAUUCUCAUCCAUCACCAUGGCUAACAUAAACACUUUUUUCAACCCCUUUCAAUCCAAAACAAUCUUCUAGCAAGCACUUUUUCAUGGUUUCAUCAUCAUCAAGAUGAACAACACAACCGAUUCCGGAUUCCUCGGCUCCAACAACACAAGUGGCUUUGGCAUGGGGAUAGGAAUCUCAAUUGGAAUUCUUCUCCUCAUCACAACCAUCACACUCACCUCCUACUUCUGCACAAGAUCACAAGUGCCAACUCCUCCAAGGAGAAGAACAACAAGUAAUUCCAACCCACAAUUCCUUGAGCCACACCACACAAUAGUUGAUGUUGGCCUAGAUGAAGCCACAAUCAUGAACUACCCCAAGAUGCUCUACUCUGAAGCCAAACUAAGGAAAUUUGAUUCCACUUCAACAAGCUGCUCCAUAUGUCUUGGAGAUUACAAAGGUUCUGAUUUUCUAAGGGUGUUGCCUGAUUGUGACCAUGUCUUCCACCUUAAGUGCAUUGACCCUUGGUUGAGGCUGCAUCCAACAUGUCCUCUCUGCAGAACAUCUCCAAUUCCAACACCUCUGUCAACUCCUCUGGCUGAAGUGGUCCCUUUAGCAACCAGGCGAGAUUAAUUCAUAGUUUGAAAUGUUCGUUUUAGGUCUAGCAUCUCUUGAUGGAGGCAAUCCUGUUCGAGCCUGAUAUAAUCACCAUGGGAUAGUUUGAAAUGUUUUUGCGUUGUAGUAUUAGUACACUAAGUUUGAGGUUUAUCAAAAUUUCAUAAAGUACUCUAUUGAUUGAUUCUAUAUUGUAAAUUCUUCUCUUGUAUCCUUUUUCAAAACAACAAAAAAAAUGUUGACAAUUGACAAAUAUUGGUU